UCUUGGCGAUGCUAAAGUGCAGAGGUCAAAGUUGAACCGCAGUCAUGGCUGAGCUGGAUAUUGGACUGCACUGUCGGAUCGAGACCUGCAAUCAGAAAGAUUUCCUGCCCUUUGUUUGUGAUGGCUGUUCUGGAGUCUUCUGCCUUGAACACAGAAGCCGAGAGUCACACUGCUGUUCUGAGCUAGCACUCAGAAAGGAGCCGGUGAAGUCUGGGAUCAGCUUGUCUUACCCAUGCACCUUCCAGGACUGCGACAAGAAGGAGCUCCUGCCAGUAGUUUGCCCGCAUUGCCAGAAACACUUUUGUCUGGCCCAUCGACAUCAAGAUGACCAUGAGUGUGAGAAACUGGAGCCUCUAAAACCACGAAUGGCUGCCACUCAGCAACUUGUCAAGGAAAUAGUAGAGUCUAAGAAAGGGGCUCCAGCCAGCAAAGGAAGAAGAGGAGCGAAAAACAGUGCAACAGCAGCAAAAGUUGCCUUGAUGAAGCUAAAGCUACACGCAGCUGGGGACAAGUCAUUACCGCAGAGUGAAAGGACAUAUUUCCAGGUGUACCUGCCUCAGGGAGUCAAGGACAGGAGUCUGCCCAUGUUCUUCUCUUCUGCGUGGACUGUGGGGAAGGUGGUGGACGUUGCAGCAUCACUGGCUAAUCUGAAGAACAACAACAACAUUCUGACGGCCAAGAAGCUGAGGCUGUGCCACCCACUUUCUGGAGAAGCACUAAAAAUGGACCAGACCCUGGACUCCUGGCUUUCACACCCAGACUGUCCACUUUAUAAUGGAGGAGACAUAAUCCUAGAAUACCUUAACAAUGACUGUGCGGGUCUGGACAACGUGACAUCUUACCUCUCACAGCCUCAAUAAACAUCUGCGCCUGAGAAACUCCCUUUGCCAUUUGGGUUUUGACCCCAAGACAUGCUAAAUAAUAAACAUUUGAUUUAUUAAA
Lepisosteus oculatus (spotted gar) is the source of this 942-nucleotide messenger RNA. RefSeq names its product zinc finger, AN1-type domain 1 (gene zfand1). Gene Ontology annotation, cellular component: cytoplasmic stress granule; cytoplasm. The record is from RefSeq and is a predicted model, not a curated record. Gene Ontology annotation, molecular function: zinc ion binding. Gene Ontology annotation, biological process: cytoplasmic stress granule disassembly. Lineage: Eukaryota; Metazoa; Chordata; Actinopteri; Semionotiformes; Lepisosteidae.